GACUUGAUCAUCCUUAUUCUGCUGAGGUUGCCAGUGAUGUCUCUUUUACGUUUCAAGUGUGUUUGUAAGUUAUGGUUUUCUCUUAUCUCUCAAACCCACUUUGCAAAUUCACAUUUUGAAAUUACCGUGACACACAGUCCUAAAAUUUUGUUCAUAUCAAAUCCAUAUCUUGAAACUCGAUUGAUCGAUUUUGAAGCAUCACUUAGCGAUUAUUAUACAUCUACUUCACUGAACCUUAGUUUUGUGCGUCCACGUCCACGUCCUGAUCCUUAUCCCCAUCGUGGAUAUUAUUUUUAUAUUCAAACUAAAUGUUCAUGUAGAGGGUUUAUAUUUUUGCAUCGUGCUGCAACAACUUAUCUAUGGAAUCCAUCCACUAGAGUUCACAAACAAAUACCUUUGUCUCCUUAUGGUUCCUAUUUACAAGUCAAUCAUUCCUUACAUCUAUAUUGUUUUGGGUAUGAUCCGUCAACAGAUGAUUAUUUGGUGGUUUUGAUGUCAUUUCACAAUGUCUUCCAUAAUAUUUCAUUACAUUUGGAGUUUUUCUCAUUGAGAGAUAAUAGAUGGAAUGAAAUUGAGGUUACUAACUUCCCUUAUAUAAACUUCUCUGAUUAUUCCAUGGUAGGGUCGCUCUUUAAUGGGGCUAUUCACUGGUUGGCUUUUCAUCUUGAUUUAUCAAUGAAUGUUAUUGUUGCCUUUGAUUUAAUUGAAAGGAAACUUUUAGACAUAUCUUUGCCAGAUGAUCUUUUUUGGAGAGGUUUGCCAGGUGAUUUUGAACAUGAACCUACAGAUUGUGAUUUGUGGGUAUUUGGUGAACUUCUUAGUGUAUGGACUAGACAGAAUGAUAUAGUUGAAAUAUGGGUGAUGAAAGAAUACAAAGUGCAUUCGUCAUGGACUAAGACUCUUGUUUUUUCUAUUGAUGUCAUUCCCACUCAUUACUUCGCUCCAAUAUGUUGUACAAAAAUUGGUGAUAUUAUUGGAACUGAUGGUGAAGUUGGAUUGGUGAAGUAUGAUGAAAAAGGACAGUUUCUAGAGUAUACCUCUUAA
Messenger RNA from Medicago truncatula (barrel medic), 1044 nucleotides. Its product is annotated as F-box/kelch-repeat protein At3g23880. Bases 37 to 1044 code for a protein of 335 amino acids. The record is from RefSeq and is a predicted model, not a curated record. The transcript has a single exon. NCBI's taxonomy places the organism in Eukaryota, Viridiplantae, Streptophyta, Magnoliopsida, Fabales, Fabaceae.